UUUUUGGUUCUUCUAACCUUUUCCUUCCAAAACAAGCUUUUGUGGGUGGUCAAACAAGAGAAAGAAAAGGACAGGGUUUUUGUUUGUACGGAUUUUUAUUUUGGCCAUACCCUAUAUUGGGUACUUAAAAAUUCUUGGGUAUUAUUAACAAUAAAAUUGUCUUUAAUUUUACUAGGCAUUUACUGUAAAAAUUGUAUCGUUGCUCUAUUUUUAUUUAAAAAAUAAUUAUUUUUAGGCUUAUAUCAAGUUCAACUAAAGGCGAACCUGUUGAUAAACCUUCUUCUCUAACUUGUACAGAAUUUGACGAAAAUUGUAGGUGGAGAAAUAUGGGAUAUGGAGAACAUGGGAUUUGGCGUAGAGCUAUUGGAAUACUUCCCCCAUUAAUUCUUUUUAACGAAACUGGGACUGAUAUACAACCUAAUUUACCUGCUGCUUUUUUAUAUAUUGAGGAACAAACUGAUAUGCCACAACAUACAAACAUAAUUUCCUCAAAAGAUUUACACGAUGCAAGCACUUUAGAACUUAGUGAUACAACAAAAGCUUUUCGAAUGUUAGCUUCUGACCCAAUAAAAUGUCCGGGUUCUACAAAUAUUAUUUUACAAUUUAGAAUUUGGUCAACAAAAGGAAUUAAAUUAAAUUUGUGUUUAUUUGAAAGACAUUCAAUGCAACAAAUUGAAGGAAAAUGUCAACAAGUACCUGUUGGUACAUCCCCAGCAAUUGUUCAACAACAAUUUCAAACACCCCCUCAAAAUACAGAAUUUAUGUUUGUAUUCCAAGUUCAAAGCGUCAACAAAGAUUUUGACAACUUUGUUUUAUUAGAUGAUAUAGAAAUGGUUACAGAUCAUUCCUCAGCUUAUUGUGGCCAAUUAGGUGCUGAUAUUGCUGCACAUAAAGGAUGGUUAUCUGAUGGAGGGAUGUUUACUGCCCAAAUGCUUAAUACUCUUUUAAAUAGGCCAAUACAUUCUGCUAAGGACUUAACUUGUGAUUUCUCCAAACGUGCAUUAAAUUGUCAAUGGGCCAAUCUAGAAAAAUUAAAUGAUGGAAUGUCUCAAUGGGAAAUUGGAAUUUUAAGUAGUGCUAAAAAUACAAAAACGAGCGAGGAUAUUCUUAUUCCAGUUGGAGAUGUAGCUUUAGCUCGCCUCGAUUCUCAUAAUAAAUCUGCAAUACUCUUAUCUGAACGUAUUCUCUGUACACUUCCCUCUAUAACCAAUACAAACGGAAAUAGUGGAACUUUAUCUUUUCGAAGUUGGGGAAGUGGAAAUGGAAUUAAAUUGAAUGUCUGUAUUAUUAGAGCAGAUUCUUUAGAGGUUUUGGAUUGCCAAAAUGUUGGGGGAAAUGAUGGAGAAAGAAAAUUGACUGAAGAAGGGGAUGAGAUUCUAGUGGAAGUUCCUCGAUUAGAUGAACCUAUCCGCCUUGCUCUCCGUGCUGAAACUAUUGAUGUUUGCCGUCUCUUAAAAUGUGAUUUUGAACGUGAUGGAAGUAUGUGCCUUUAUACCUCUAGUCGAGUUGCUGCUUCUGUUUCAAUGUUCCGUGCUUAUAACAACAGUGCAUUUACUGUCUUAUUUACUAGAAGUAAAGUAGCAAUAUUAGAAUCUCCAAUAUUCCAUUUAAAUACACCUGCUAGGCUACAUUUUGAUUAUUUUGUUAGUAAAGGACCUGCAAAGUUACAUUUUUGUCAAGAUAGUGUAAUGCGUGAUCUUUCUUCGUGUUUUAUAAUUUCGGCGGAUGGAGAGACGUUUGGGUGGAAGCAUGAUUUUAUUGAGGUAUUGCCAACAGAUCGAAAACUUUAUUUAAUUGCCAGACUAGAUGGCAAGGGUAGGGCAAAUGUACAAAUUGACAAUUUGGAAUUAACUGAUAUAAUGGAUCACAGCAUUUGCUGA
Meloidogyne enterolobii is the source of this 1880-nucleotide messenger RNA. The record is from the annotation of a GenBank genome assembly. Lineage: Eukaryota; Metazoa; Nematoda; Chromadorea; Rhabditida; Meloidogynidae.